Molecule: messenger RNA, 3311 nt
Organism: Westerdykella ornata
Lineage: Eukaryota; Fungi; Ascomycota; Dothideomycetes; Pleosporales; Sporormiaceae
Product: sodium transport ATPase
Exons: 2
Coding region: 122-3046 (974 amino acids)
Biological process (GO): calcium ion transmembrane transport; intracellular calcium ion homeostasis
Cellular component (GO): plasma membrane
Molecular function (GO): ATP binding; ATP hydrolysis activity; P-type calcium transporter activity
Source: RefSeq, a predicted model, not a curated record
CUUCGUAAAUUUCUUCUCAAACGAGGCCGUCCUAGUGCCCAAAGACCGCGAGGACUUUGGCCAAGCAGGCGAUAUGCCCUCCAACCCUGACUAACCUCCAUCCUAGGUGCUCCUCAUUACUAUGGGAUUGAGUUUCGGUAUCAAUGAUUACAUCGAAGGCGGCGUCAUCUCAGCCGUCAUUGUCCUCAACAUCAUAGUCGGGUUCUGGCAGGACUACAAGGCAGAAAAGACCAUACAGUCCCUCAAGAAACUCACGGCUCCGGAGUCAAAUGUACUCCGUGAUGGCAGCCUUGACAAGAUCAAGGCAGUGGACCUCGUCCCAGGCGACAUCGUCCACCUAAACGUUGGAAGCAUCGUCCCUGCUGAUCUUCGUCUAAUCGAUGGGAUGAAUGCAUAUACCGAUGAAGCUUUCCUCACUGGAGAAUCUCUUCCAGUCGAGAAAACCCCUGACCUGAUCUUCGACGACGUCAAUCUCCCCACUGGCGACCGUACCAACCUGGCCUUCGCCGGCAGCGAGAUGAAAUCCGGUCGAUGUACCGGUAUCGUCAUUGCUACGGCAAUGGGAACCGAAGUCGGAAAGAUCGCUCGCAUGCUCCGUCAAACCGACGAUGUUCCUGAAGACAGCAGAAUGCUUGUGAGAUACCGGAAGAAAUUCGUCAGUGGCGUCAAGGUCAUUCUUGGGUUCGUCGGCACUCCACUUCAGACUACGUUGAGCAAGUUCGCGCUCUUGCUCUUUGGCCUCGCCAUCCUUCUCGCCAUCAUCGUCUUCUCCGCCAACAAGUGGCAAGUUGGAGGAGAGGUCCUCAUAUACGGCAUCUGCGUUGCGGUUGCAGUUAUUCCUGAAUCGCUUAUUGCAGUCCUUACCAUUACCAUAGCGGUUGGGGCGAAGGCCAUGGCAAAGUCGAACGUUAUUAUCAGAGUUUCCUCGGCUAUUGAAGCCGUAGGAGGUGUAACGAACAUCUGCUCUGACAAGACUGGAACGCUCACGCAAGGCCGGAUGAUCACGCGUAAAGCGGUUAUUCCCGGCAUUGGGACACUGGGUGUCCACGAUACCACAGAUCCCUAUAACCCUGGAAGCGGAUACGUCGAGCUUAAUGGCAAACGCCUCGAUCUGGAUGACUAUGAGCGAAGUCCACUACUCGAGACGUUCCUCCGCACUAUCGCCCUCUGCAAUCUUUCCACUGUUGAACCCACAUUCGACGCUUCUUCACCCACCCCGGAUACAUCCAAGAAUAAAGAAGCCGUCGAUCGUUUUGACACCGAUACGGAAACAUGCACUUCGAUACAGCAAUCCACCACCAUUACGGCCCCGACCACGCUAACGACCGGAGCCCGCACAGGGCCUUGGAAAGCUACAGGUGAACCGACUGAGAUUGCCUUGCAUGUGCUGGCACUGCGGUUCAACAUGGGCAGGGAAUCCCUUCUCCAGACGCUUGAUAUCACUCACGCUGCAGAGUUCCCUUUCGACUCCACUGUAAAGAAGAUGACGGUCGUUUACCAAAAUGCGGAGAGCCACCUCGACGUCUACACAAAAGGGGCGACCGAAUUCGUAUUGCCGGUUCUCAAUGUCUCAGAUUCUGAAAAGGCUACCAUUCUGGAAACUGCGGAAGCUAUGGCAGCCGAUGGACUUCGUGUCCUGUGUGUCGCUCACAAGACUAUGCCUCUUGGGACCGAUUUAAGUGAGCGCUCAUCUGUGGAAAGUGGACUGAACUAUAUUGGCCUUGUCGCUAUCUACGACCCGCCCCGCCUCGAAACCAAGGGAGCGGUGCGGGACUGCCAGGUCGCCGGCAUCACCGUCCACAUGCUUACCGGAGAUCACCCUGGAACCGCCAUGGCUAUCGCUCGUGAGGUCGGUAUCCUCAACGGAACCGUACCAAACGCAAACUCCGGAACCGCCGUUAUGCUUGCCAAGGACUUCGACCAGUUGUCCGACGAGCAGAUUGACGCUAUGGAGACUCUACCGCUUGUUGUUGCUAGAUGCAGCCCUGCUACGAAGGUCAAGAUGGUGUCCGCUCUGCAUAGGAGGAAACUCUUCUGCGUUAUGACUGGUGACGGUGUCAACGACUCCCCUGCGUUGAAAAACGCAGAUGUGGGUAUGGCUAUGGGCACGGGAAGCGAUGUCGCAAAGGAUGCUGCUAAGAUGGUUCUGACUGACGAUAACUUCGCUUCGAUCGUGAAAGCAGUGGAGGAGGGUCGUCGUCUGUUUGACAACAUCCAGAAAUUCCUGAUGCACCUUCUCAUCUCCAACAUUGCGCAGGUCAUCCUACUUCUCAUCGGCCUGACCUUCAAGGACAACAACAACGACUCCGUCUUCCCGCUCUCACCUAUUGAGAUCCUCUGGGUCAAUCUUAUUACCUCCUCCUUCCUUGCCAUCGGCCUGGGGCUGGAGGAAUCCCAACCGGAUAGCAUGUUCCGCCCGCCUCACGACCUGUCCGUCGGCGUUUUCACCAAGGAGCUCAUCACAGACAAGUUCAUCUACGGGUUCUUCAUGGGUGCUCUCUGUCUAGCUUCCUUCUCCAUCGUCGCCUACGCAGGUCCCGGAGGCGGAAACCUAGGCUCUGGGUGCAACGAAGGUUGGAAUGAGACAUGCAGCGUUGUGUUCCGCGCUCGUGGUACCACAUACGCCACUAUCACGCUCUUGCUGCUCGUUACAGCCUGGGAAGUCAAGCACUUUUCCCGCUCUCUCUUCAACCUGUACCCAGACUCUGCCUCCCAUCGCGGUCUCUCCAUCUUCCCAACCCUCUGGCGAAAUCGCUUCCUGUUCUGGGCUGUUACAGCGGGCUUCUCGAUCAUGUUCGCCAUCAUCUACUUGCCCAUUAUCAACCGCGAUGUCUUCAAGCAUGCAGCGAUUAGCUGGGAGUGGGGUGUCAGUUUCUCGUGCGUGGCGGUGUAUGUGGCAGCGAUCGAAGCGUGGAAGGCUUGUAAGAGGCGGUUUGGGAUUGGGAGUGGGAAGCACAAGGUGUUGAGCAGGGAGGAUGCGGAGAUGAGGGCGGGAUUGGGAAUGGAGGUUACGAGGUUGGUGGUUGGGGAGGGCGAGAAGAGGUAGAUGAGAGGGGUGUUGCGAGAGGAUAGAGUGAGUGGGUGGCAGGAGCUGUGGGGCUGCUGAAGGGAGGUUGAUCAGAUUGUCUGACCGAGGCGCAAGCCGUGCGUCUGCUGGUGCUGGUGUGGGUUUCAUUCCUCUCGUCUGGGUUUCCUCCUUUCACUAUCUCUACGACACUACACGACUCGACUCGACUCGACACGGCACGGCACUUCUAUGGCAUCCUCAUUUCCCCAUUCGUCCAUUCAUUAUCACGACCAUUACGAUUCGA